AUGCCUAGAAGCAUCCAGCAGUUGGUGCAGGAAGGGAAGCAAGUGGCUGAGGACUGGGAAGAGGGGUUAUAUCUGUUCGAAUUUUUUGAAUUUCAGUGUAUGUGUGUCUGGGUCUGUGUCCUGUGUCUGUGUGUUUGUGGAUUUACCGGUCUGGAGGGAGGAGAAGCUGACCCCUGGAGCCAAAUGCCACUGAAGACUGGGGGGAAGGGAGGAAUGAGGCAAGGUGAGGAGGGAGGAGAAAGGCCCAGGUGUGAACUCUUAUUUAUUCCUCUGGAAUCUGGGCAGGCCCUCUUCACCCGGGGCUGCUGGGGGCUUCCAGGUUCUAUUACGGGUUUUGCUGAGCUUCGAUUUUAG
Molecule: messenger RNA, 354 nt
Organism: Rangifer tarandus platyrhynchus (Svalbard reindeer)
Lineage: Eukaryota; Metazoa; Chordata; Mammalia; Artiodactyla; Cervidae
Source: the annotation of a GenBank genome assembly